GAGCGGCGCGUCGGUCGGCGCCGGUCGGUCGGCUGGUCGGCCGCUGUGAGCCGGCAGUAGUGCGCCAGCGGCGGCCGCGGCAGGGUAGCGCUCCGCUCCGCUCGCACCGCGCCCUCCCACCGGACGAGAGCGGCGUGCGAGGGAGCGCCAGCCAGGACCGGGCGGCCGCAGCAGCUCGCGCGCACCGCGCCGCCAUGGCGCAGCCAGACGAGUGCGGCGAGAUCUUCCGCGCCAGCCAGCACACGCUGGUGAUCCCCGUGGGCCGGCUGGCGGCGGUCAGAGGCCGGGCUCGUGCAGCGGAGGACACUGACAGCGCGUCUCAGAGAGACCGGGUGACACAGACGAGCACCAUGUCGCGGUACACCUCGACGCGCGGCGAGCGGCGAGCCGGCCGAGACGGAGCGGCCACGCUGCCGCGCGCCGCCGGCCGCGCCGGCAUCCAGAUCAUCUGCAGGUACGACUCUGUGCCGGAGAGCGACGAGCCACCUGCGGCCAGCUGCCUGCGGCCCGCCGCCGCCGCGCCCGCCGUCGACAUCGGCGACUUCAGCAGCAUCGUCGAGAUCGACGGCGAUUGCGUCAUCAUCCACUCCCGGCAGGAGGAGGCGGCGGCGACGGCGGAGUCCGAGGCGGCAGCGACAGAAAUGCCAGGCGACGCAGAGGCCAGAGAAGAGGACGUGACCAGCUCAGAGGACGAGGAUGCUGCCUCCGAAGACGAACACAUCACCUCGGAGGACGAGGAAGCUGAUCACGAAGACGAUGACAUCGCCCCGGUCGCCCUGGGCACGCCGAUCUCGGAGCGUUGUCGACGUUUCUACGAGAGCCGUCUGCGGUCUCGCGCUGCGGCUCCGUCGUCUCUGGACUUGCCCAGUGACGGCGAGGACACGGACUGGGGACCGGGCAGCGUCGACAGCGGUCGCGAGAGCGGGCCAGACAGUGUCGGCGUCGGCGGCCGGCGAGUGGACACCAAACCGCCGCAGAAACCGGCCAGCUCACUGGCCAGGAAGAUGGCCCUGCUUCGACGAGAGAUGUGGUCUCUGAUGCACCAGGACGACGCGCUGUUCCGCCAACUCCUGGCGCUGAACGACUCAAUCGAGGCGCUGAAGAGAGCCGACACGAUGUCGCUCUCAUCUGCCUCCUCGCUCAGCUCUCUGCCCGAGCUGGCCGACGAGGAGACCUGCUCGCCCAGCUCGACCCUGUCCUCGACCAGCUCCGGACGUCAGAGCCAUCUGUCGGCAAACUCCGGCAACUACAUGCUCCUGAAGACCAAGUACCGGUCUCAGCCGCAGCUGACAGCCGAGCUGGUCGCCGGUGACGGGGCCAGCCGACUGACCGCCAGCCGGUCCUUUUCCGAGAUGUCGCCACCGUCGCUCCGCCAGACGUCGCCUCUGUCGCUGCGCCAGCUGGACAAGCUGAGACCGCCGAGCGGGCACAGAAAGCAGGCCUCAUAUGACUCUGGGAUAGCUGACCAAGAGCCCAGAGGAAACACCUGAACAAAGCCAGCGGUGAAAUAUCUGCCAAGACUAUCGGAAUAUCACAGACCGAUCCGAGAGCCGGUGAAAAGUCGUGGUCUUGGCAGGUGGACUGAUGCAGUUAUGGAAAGACGAAUCUUUCAGAAACGGCGUCGAGUCUGUUUCCGUUUGGUGGACCUCAGUGUGCACAUAUGUGUGUUUGUAUUUGCUCUGUGAUCUCAGCCGCCCGAGUUUGAUGUGUCGGCUAUUUGUGAAGACAGAAUGAGGCUUAGAGCUGUCCAGUAUUCAGUUUUGGUAUGCUGAAAUGCAUGGCUUGUAAGGCACGUACGAUUUAUUUAGUGUGACUUCUUUGAUGCUCUUGAUAUGUGCUGUUAGACAACGGGAUGCAUAAGCAGCUCUUCUGUUUUUUUUUUCAUUCACGUUAAGAUUAAUCAGUAGCUUUUAAACAACUGUAUUUUCGUGUGUGUCGUGACGGAAUAUUUUAUCUGCUGUUGGAGCCAGAGCGUGUCCAGGUGACUGAGAAUGUGUAUUGAAAAUAAAUGUUAAGAGCGUGCA
This is a messenger RNA of Amphibalanus amphitrite, 2024 nucleotides long. RefSeq lists its product as uncharacterized. The coding region runs from base 195 to 1490 and encodes 431 amino acids. The record is from RefSeq and is a predicted model, not a curated record. The transcript is spliced from 3 exons. Lineage: Eukaryota; Metazoa; Arthropoda; Thecostraca; Balanomorpha; Balanidae.